Messenger RNA from Rotaria sp. Silwood1, 561 nucleotides. The record is from the annotation of a GenBank genome assembly. Lineage: Eukaryota; Metazoa; Rotifera; Eurotatoria; Philodinida; Philodinidae.
AUGGAUGAAGUAUUUAUGAAAGCGUCACUUUGUUAUUUAACAAAUCGUUGUGAUGAAGGUUUUGAAUUAAUUAAUUUAUCAAUAAAAUCGUCGAAUAAUGAUAUAUAUCUUAAUUGGGAAGAAGAAGAAGUUUUUUGUCUUAUAUCAAUGAAUAUAAUUGAAAAAAGAUUUCAAUCAUGGAUUCGUCUAAAUCGUAUUUUAGUUAAAACAGAUCAUUUUAAAAAAAGACAAUCAAUUAAAAUUUAUAUUAAAAUUAUUUUAAAUGAAAUUAAUUUAUAUUCAAAAAAUAUUUUCUUAUUAAUUAAUAAAUAUUUGUUAAAACCUUCAAUAUCAGUUCAUCUUAGAAUUUUUUAUCUUAAAAUUCAAGGUGAUAUUCAUUUUCUUCUUAGUCAAACAUCGAUAUCAGAAAAAAAACUUGAACAUAUGCAUUCGUCAUUAAAUUUUUAUAAUCAAUCAUUAGAAAUUUGUUAUCAUCAUGCAUUUUAUCAAUUAUUAUUAUCAAUAACAUACAAUAAAGCAUUAGUAUUGCAAUUUCUGUUUUUCUUUUUUUUAUUUAUUUAA